AUGCGCUGCGACAUGCGCCCCGUCAUCUCCAGCGGAAACACUAUCUAUACAGAUCCCUUUGCAGAGACAACCUCAUGCACCUGUGCCAACGAGCACCUUGCUCGUGCUUGGCUUCAGUGCGAUUAUCAUGGUUGCUGUAUCAAGACUGCCAAAAUGGAGUGGUGUCCUGACGUCCACACAUGCAACUACGUCACCGAACUUCAACGCUAUGUCCAGGCCCGUCCUCCAUCGCGAAACAUCUGGAAGACCACUACCAGUUCCAUUUGGAGCCUUCCUCCUCCUCCUCAGGACGUACCUGAGAGCUGGAUUAAGGUUGUAGACGUUAUUGACGAUCUCUUCCCAAAGGGUAUACCGCACAUGGAGACAAUUUCACCAUACCUCGCCGAGGCUGUCGACAAUCUCGUAUAUGUAGGUCGUCUCAUUGUCACCUUAGAGGCUCAACUGGCCAACCUACUUGACGAUAUUCACAUGCGUAGGGGGGCUCACGGUGCUUUUCAUGGCUCACAGUGUGAGCUUGUGCUGAACGAGUGGGAAUGCAAGGCUAGAAGCCCCAUCGAAACUGGUGAAGCGUUGGCUAUCCAGGUGCGCAAAACACUUGCAACGCAACGAAUGUUGUUUGACGCAAGUUGGACGCUCGUCAACGAAAUCAUGAGAGAUCAUGAAGAAAAGACGUCCCUAGUGGAAGAUCUUGCAGUAAAGGAACUGGAAGUAACCUGGGAUGACGCUGGAAACCGAGGCCAUUGGCCUGCAUUUUGGAUCAAAGCCAUGCAAUGA
This is a messenger RNA of Fusarium venenatum, 774 nucleotides long. RefSeq lists its product as uncharacterized. The record is from RefSeq and is a predicted model, not a curated record. Lineage: Eukaryota; Fungi; Ascomycota; Sordariomycetes; Hypocreales; Nectriaceae.